AUGGCAUCUGGCUUGGCGUUAAAGCAUGCGGUCCUUGGAACCCAGCUUUUCCCACCAUUUCCGGAGGGAUAUCUGACGGUCAUGUUCGGAAUGGGUUGUUUUUGGGGCGCUGAGCGUCGAUUCUGGCAGCUUCCGCACAUCUACUCCACACAGGUGGGUUUCGCUGGUGGGACCACGAGCAACCCAUCGUACGAAGAGGUUUGCAAAAAGGACACGGGACAUGUCGAGGUCGUGAGGGUUGUAUACGACCCCGAGGAAACGUCUUUCAAAGGCCUUUUAAAGGUGUUCUGGGAGUCGCACGAUCCGACUCAGGGCAAUCGACAGGGCAACGAUAUCGGCUCUCAAUACAGGUCUGCCAUCUACGUCAGCACGCAGGAUCAGCUGCAAGCGGCUCAGGCGUCGCGCGACGCCUUCCAGGAGGCCCUGGGCGCCUCCCGACCCAUCACCACGGAGAUCCGCCUGCUGACAGACUUCUACUACGCAGAGGACUAUCAUCAGCAGUAUCUGCACAAUAAUCCCAGGGGUUAUUGUGGCUUGCGAGGGACUGGCGUCGCGUGCCCCGCCUUUUAA
Messenger RNA from Mesocestoides corti, 570 nucleotides. NCBI's taxonomy places the organism in Eukaryota, Metazoa, Platyhelminthes, Cestoda, Cyclophyllidea, Mesocestoididae. The record is from the annotation of a GenBank genome assembly.